AUGGAUGGAUACAAUCGGACGCGUUUCGUCGAGGGCCUGCUAGAGCGUUACAAGGCAGAACUGCCGUCGUUUACUAUCCAUCUUCAUCCCGACGCUUGGACUCUUAAUUCUGGCUCAAGAUUUCGUUAUGAUAACCAAUAUGUGGGCUUCCUCGACGAUGUUCGCGCUCACCGGAUACCUGUUGACUUUGUAGAGAUAUUUCAUGAGUCUGGAGUCCGAUAUUUCGAAGGCUGCUUAAUUGUGGACCUCCUAGACUACCGUCCCACCAAACCAACUGAUCCUCCACUUGAAAUCCCGGAAAAGACACGAGAAGUCUUGCAUUCGACUUCAGAAACACUCUGGGCUGACCUCUGUGUUAUAAACUCAAAUUCAGGCGGUAAUCUCACUGAUCUUCAGGCUAUUGAAAUUGAAGCUCGUAUCCUGCUGGCUACCUCAGCCCCCUUGUGUCUGGAUCCAAACCCUCACCUCUCUCGAAUUGCAAAUAAUGUGCUGAGAGUCACGACUCCCUCUACACCUGUUUCGCUUAAACGAAAGGCCUCCGCUCUCGAUGCAGAAAAGGCCGAAGCGGAGAAAGCUCGCAAAGAAAAGAUUAUAGGGUUUUUGGCUCCUGAUAGUCCACGGGCUUCCAGACAGUGA
Messenger RNA from Lentinula edodes (shiitake mushroom), 636 nucleotides. RefSeq names its product Spt20 family-domain-containing protein. Bases 1 to 636 code for a protein of 211 amino acids. Gene Ontology annotation, cellular component: SAGA complex. Gene Ontology annotation, molecular function: transcription coregulator activity. Gene Ontology annotation, biological process: regulation of transcription by RNA polymerase II. Lineage: Eukaryota; Fungi; Basidiomycota; Agaricomycetes; Agaricales; Omphalotaceae. The record is from RefSeq and is a predicted model, not a curated record. The transcript is spliced from 5 exons.